AUGACUUACGACCAGAACACGUUUGCUGCCUUUUACUGGCUGCCGGAAGAAGACCCAGCCAACAUCAUCACGAUAUCCAGCGACGACGACGAUGGUGGCGUCUCUGAUGCUGAAAGGCGGUACCCGGACCUUGAACAGGAACCCCCAAGAGACACAGAACCGAGCCCCGAGGACCAGGCCGCCUCGGCGGCAUUCCGGAAAGCCAUCAGCGCCAGCAUGCCCAUCUACCUGACCGGCUGGCCCGAGCGGCACCACCUUCGCGCCGCCGCCGUCCGGCGGCUCGAGUGCGCCCUGUGCGCUGGCGCGGCUCUCGAUGCGGUCUUCAUCGACGACCACGGACUGCCCGCGUGGCCCGGCUGCGUGUGGGACCCCGAGGCGCAGUCGCUGCACGACGUCGUGCAGGAGCGGCUCCGCGAGUGCCAGGACGCCUGGGCGCUCGGCGCGCGGCUGCGCGCGGUGCUCGUGCAGCUCGGCAACGAGCGUCUUGCGGAAGCGCGCCGGAUGGGAGUGCAGCUGGAGGACCUGAAAAUUGGCGAGGACUUGCUGCCGACGUGGCGCGGCCGGGAUGCGGACGAGGACGGUGCGGCGAGCGACGGCGACGGAGACACCAUGAUGGAGGUGGGCAGCAGCGUGCACAGCGAAGACUUGCCGCUGCUGUGGUCUGACAGUCCGGCGCGGGAGACGAAGGAGGAGGAGGAGGAGGAGGAGGAGGCGCAGGCGGUCGUCGACGGCGGUCAGCCUGCGAGCGCGUGGAGCUCCGACUCGGAGACUGAGGACUCGGCGCCGCCGUCCGUGUCCGACGACGACGACGACACGGACCUCUUCAACUUUGUGGCGCAGCUGUCCGACGACCUGGAAUACCACGACGCCGAGGCCCCGCACACCAACGUCAUCCACAACGUCGACGUCUUUGGCGCCUCGUUUCCCGUCGACGGGCCCGUUGACUUUGAGGUGUACCUCGUUGAAGACGACCCGGAAGUGGCGGCACUGCCCGAGGUCGAGCUGGCGGUAGACGAGGAGGCGUUUGCGCACCACUACGGCCUGGACGAUGUCGUUGCUAUUGAGCUGGGCGAGGACGGGCUGUACUUUGUGACUCCGCAGAACGACGGCGAGCCCCAGUCGGAGGAGGGAACGCAGGAUUUGGCCAAGGAGGACUCGCCAAACGAGCCUGUCCUGCCGCCGCCGAGUGACAGGGAGGCGGACAUGGAGGCGGGAUGGGUCGUGCUCUAG
This is a messenger RNA of Cordyceps militaris CM01, 1230 nucleotides long. RefSeq lists its product as uncharacterized. The coding region runs from base 1 to 1230 and encodes 409 amino acids. The record is from RefSeq and is a predicted model, not a curated record. The transcript has 2 exons. Lineage: Eukaryota; Fungi; Ascomycota; Sordariomycetes; Hypocreales; Cordycipitaceae.